AUGAGAGUUGUCACAGCUGACAGAGAGGCAAUGGACAAAGCCAACGACUCUGUGGUGUCUGAGUUUGUGUUCCUGGGACUCUCCAGUUCCUGGGAGAUCCAGCUUUUCCUCUUCCUCUUUUCCAUUGUGUUCUAUGUGGCAAGCCUGAUGGGAAACCUCCUCAUCGUGCUAACUGUGAUCUCUGACCCUCGUUUACGGUCCCCCAUGUACUUCCUGCUGGCCAACCUUUCCAUCAUUGACUUGAUGUUUUGCUCGUCCACAGCUCCUAAAAUGAUUUAUGAUCUUUUAAGGAAGCACAAAACCAUCUCUUUUGUGGGCUGUGUAGCCCAGAUCUUCUUUAUCCAUGCAGUUGGGGGUACAGAGAUGGUGCUGCUCAUUGCCAUGGCCUUUGAUAGAUACGUUGCCAUAUGUAAGCCCCUCCACUACCUGACCAUCAUGAGCCCACAAAGGUGCAUUUUGCUUCUAGUCACUUCCUGGAUUAUUGGCCUUAUUCAUUCAGUGACUCAAUUGGCUUUUGUUGUAAACCUGCCUUUCUGUGGCCCUAAUGAAUUAGACAGCUUUUUUUGUGACCUUCCUCGAUUUAUCAAACUUGCUUGCAUAGAGACUUACACAUUGGAAUUCAUGGUUACUGCCAACAGUGGCUUUAUUUCAGUGGUUUCCUUUUUAAUUUUGAUCAUCUCUUACAUCUUUAUUUUGGUGACUGUUCAGAAAAAAUCUUCAGGUAGCAGUAUGUCCAAGGCCCUCUCCACUCUGUCAGCUCAUGUCACUGUGGUUGUUUUGUUCUUUGGGCCAUUAAUCUUCUUCUACAUGUGGCCAUUUCCCACAUCACACCUGGAUAAAUUCCUGGCCAUCUUUGAUGCAGUUAUCACUCCUUUUCUAAAUCCAGUCAUCUAUACUUUUAGGAAUAAAGAGAUGAAGGUGGCAAUGAGGAGACUAUGGUCUUUUUUUUUUUAUUACAGAUGA
Messenger RNA from Eptesicus fuscus (big brown bat), 963 nucleotides. RefSeq names its product olfactory receptor 4F6-like. Gene Ontology annotation, biological process: G protein-coupled receptor signaling pathway. Gene Ontology annotation, cellular component: membrane. The transcript is spliced from 2 exons. Bases 1 to 963 code for a protein of 320 amino acids. NCBI's taxonomy places the organism in Eukaryota, Metazoa, Chordata, Mammalia, Chiroptera, Vespertilionidae. The record is from RefSeq and is a predicted model, not a curated record. Gene Ontology annotation, molecular function: olfactory receptor activity; G protein-coupled receptor activity.